This is a messenger RNA of Scylla paramamosain (green mud crab), 645 nucleotides long. RefSeq lists its product as uncharacterized. The transcript is spliced from 3 exons. NCBI's taxonomy places the organism in Eukaryota, Metazoa, Arthropoda, Malacostraca, Decapoda, Portunidae. The record is from RefSeq and is a predicted model, not a curated record. Bases 1 to 645 code for a protein of 214 amino acids.
AUGGCAAACUGUGGCGUGUUGGGCGAUGCAGCUGAAGGCGAAGCGGCGGUGUGCUUAACUACACCCAAGGCAGAGGAGAAACCCAACGAAACAAUUCCAACCCGCGACCUGCACCCACAACACCCACACCAGCCCGCCAUCUGCACCCACAACACCCACACCAGCCCGCGACAUGCACCCACACCACCCACACCAGCCCGCGACAUGCACCCACACCACCCACACCAGCCCGCGACAUGCACCCACACCACCCACACCAGCCCGCGACAUGCACCCACACCACCCACACCAGCCCGCGACAUGCACCCACACCACCCACACCAGCCCGCCAUCUGCACCCACACCACCCACACCAGCCCUAGACCUGCACCCACACCACCCACACCAGUCAGUGACCAACGUGGAAUGGACUCAGUAAUCAUGUUCCCAAGACCUGCACCUACACCACCCACACCAGUUAGUGACCAGCACCCACACCAUCCACACAAGCCACACCACCCACACCACACCACAUCUGACGCACCGAGGCCAGAAGUGCGUCAGGUGUACCAAGUUUUCAGUACCACCACAGCAGUAUGCUCUGAGCGCUGCGGGAAUGGAGAGAAGCCUGGCAGGUAUUCGCUCUCACACUUCUGGCGGUGCUGA